Molecule: messenger RNA, 507 nt
Organism: Spinacia oleracea (spinach)
Lineage: Eukaryota; Viridiplantae; Streptophyta; Magnoliopsida; Caryophyllales; Amaranthaceae
Exons: 3
Coding region: 45-335 (96 amino acids)
Source: RefSeq, a predicted model, not a curated record
UUUACAUAUAUUGUUAAUCAAUAAACUUGAAAUAUAUAACUCAGAUGGAGGGAAAGUUGGUUUUCUACAAAUCCAAGAAAAAUGUAGUAGCCAUUCUUUUCUUGCUAACCCUAGUGCAAAUCGUGACCAGUAAAAAGCUAUCGGGAUGUGGAGGCUUAGGGUGUGGAUAUCUAAUAUUUAAUGGUUGUUGUCCGGGAUUUACGUGUAGCGCAGAUCAUCAUUUUACAUGUGUUUCAGAUUGCUUAUCUGUGGGGCAAGAAUGUGGUCUCUUCUCUCCAAUCUGUUGUGGAAGUAGCAAGUGUUCAGGCCCCAUUUUAGGAGGCACUUGUAAAUAGCCAUGGUUAUCACAAAGCUCACUUUGCCGGGCAUUGUUUAAUUUGAGUUAUAUUUUUUUUUUAGAUAUAAUGUUAUAUUGUUGCCUUUUCCUAACCAAUGAAUUUUAAUUUGGUGAUCUGUAUUAUAUAAGGGAACUGCUGAAGCGGUGUAAAAAAUGUGAUUAUCUUUUUA